AUGUCCGAUAAACCCGACUACAUCUUUCCUUCAAAGGAUAUAAUCACAGAAAUCGCAAAGGCAACCGGUUUACCUUCAGAAAUAUGGUUGGCUUGGGAUUUAGAUAGAAUCGAAUGGCUUCCUCAAGCUCGCGGUUAUAACUAUGACCUCAUAGAGGAACCAUGGGAGGUUACCCGCUAUAAAUUUCCUUUUGGAGAAGAUAGUUCCUAUUCCAUCAACAUCGGACCUAUGACUACCGCAGCCUUUUCUCGCUUUCCUGCCAUCAAACUUCUUGGCUUUGCGACGCUCCUCAGAACCCCUGAUGGCUUGACAACAAUGGUAUCAAUCGCGGAGGCGGCGGCCAUAUCGAUGAGCGAAACCCAUUGUCAAAUGUUAUGGAUUAUGAUGCAGCUUUUAGAGAAAGGCAUAAAAGCCGACGAAGAGGAAAAGACUUUCUCCCCAUAUCGCUGGUAUGAAGUAUCUGAGGACCAAUACUCCACAGAUAUUGAUAGUACCAUAGGGGAUCUAGCCAAUAGCUCUAGUCAAAAGCAGCAAGACAACCCUCAAGGCUCUAAUACACAGGAAUCACCAUCGGAAAUACCGGCGAAUGAAUGCAGCCCCGAUAAUACUUUAGUAAACUCAGCUUUGCUGCUUUUUGACAAAAAAAAGUCCAUAUUAAGUUCUUCGAGGCAUGCCGAUACCUCAGACUUUUCCUCUAGACUUCUGCGUGGAUCCGCAUAUGCAUAUGGGGACUACUCGAUCUUCAAGCGCUUAGCAGAAUGGUUGGAAUUUCAUUUAGGCGGUACUGCUAGUGACAACAAGGAAAUGUAUUCGACUUAUGCACAGACGAAAAAGACGCCUCCAGCGGUCAAUUUCCUAGGCCGAGGGCCCUUUUACGUUCAGAGGCAAACUCGGGAGCAAAAUUGCGGUGGCUGUUGGCGGAACAAAAUAAAAUCCGGGAACGUUCAAAACUUUACUCGGAAUGUAACUUAUGCUCCUGGUCUAAGGUGGAGACUGGCUUCGAAUUUUAAUUUUGCUAUUUCUAAGAGAAGCCCGUUGAGCGCCUCGCGAUACCUAGAUAAUCAUGAGGACGGCUCUUUAGAGCCUUGUCACCAAGCUGCGGACUUCUUACUUCUCACAGCGGCGGCUCUUUGGUCAUUAUUCGAUAAUGAUCUGGAAAGGUUGCCAAACUGCCAGUGUACAUUGAAGACUAGCAAGGAUUAUAUCCAAUGCCGAGGGAAGCUAGAUGGAUGGUUUAUAUGGCACACAUGA
Orbilia oligospora ATCC 24927 is the source of this 1251-nucleotide messenger RNA. RefSeq lists its product as uncharacterized. Bases 1 to 1251 code for a protein of 416 amino acids. The transcript has a single exon. The record is from RefSeq and is a predicted model, not a curated record. NCBI's taxonomy places the organism in Eukaryota, Fungi, Ascomycota, Orbiliomycetes, Orbiliales, Orbiliaceae.